Molecule: messenger RNA, 1314 nt
Organism: [Torrubiella] hemipterigena
Lineage: Eukaryota; Fungi; Ascomycota; Sordariomycetes; Hypocreales; Clavicipitaceae
Source: the annotation of a GenBank genome assembly
AUGGCGACUUCGAGACAAAUUGAGUCUACUGAUAUUCCUCUGGCGCAGCUAGGACAGGCCCCAGACGGGCAGCAUGCACAGGAUGCCGUUCCGCCCGAAGAUGCCCGUUCACAAGUUGAACGGUGGAAUCAUCCGCGGUCAAACAUUGUCAAGCUGGGGUUUGCAUUUAUGGCGUUUAUGCUUGUCGGCAUGAAUGAUGCCGCUGUUGGGGCUCUCUUACCAUAUAUUGAAGAAUACUAUGGCCUCAGCAAGACUGUCAUUUCGCUCAUCUUCUUGACACCGUUUCUAGGUUACUCAGCUGCUGCAUUUACCAACGCCCGGAUCCAUGUAGCUUUGGGUCAGCGAGGCAUUGCAGUCAUGGCUCCAGUCUGUCACAUCAUCACAUAUGCCAUUUUGGCCGCGCACCCUCCCUAUCCCGUGCUUGUUAUUGCAAAUACAGUAUCUGGAUUUGGCAGUGGGCUACUCGACGCAUGCUUCUGCGCCUGGGUAGGAAACAUGGACAAAGCCAACACGAUGCAGGGCUUUCUGCAUUCGUUUUACUCGCUUGGUGCGCUCUUCUCGCCCUUGAUUGCUACAGAAAUGGUCGUCAAGGGCGGUCUGCCGUGGUACACCUUUUAUUAUCUCAUGGCUGGUCUUGCAGCCGUCGAGUUUGUCGGUCUGACAUCUUCGUUCUGGAAAAUGACUGGCCAAGUAUACCGCAACGAGCACAGCACAGAAUCUGAGACCUCCACGGGCGCUGGAACACGCGAUGCCCUCCGAUCUCCAGUCACCUGGCUCUGCUCGCUGUUCUUCUUCACUUAUAUGGGCGUCGAGGUCGGUCUGGGCGGCUGGAUCGUCACCUUUAUGCUCAACGUGCGCCACGCUACAGCGUACGCUUCCGGAAUCUCAGCUACGGGUUUUUGGGCGGGCAUGGCUGCCGGACGCGCAAUACUAGGCUUUGUGACGGAGCGGUUUGGCGAGCGCGUGUGCAUCACGGCAUACUUGGUCGCAUGUCUUGCCCUUGAGCUCGUCUUUUGGCUUGUCCCACAGUACGUAGUAUCUGCCGUGGCCGUCGCAUUUCUUGGAUUCUUCCUGGGGCCAAUGUUCCCCGGAGCCGUUAUUGUCACGACUAAGCUGCUGCCGCGACGCAUUCACGUUAGUGCUAUUGGGUUUGCAAUGGCAAUGGGCGGCUCAGGCGGUGCAGUAUUUCCAUUUAUAAUUGGUGCUGUCGCUGCAAACAAAGGUGUCGGUGUACUCCAGCCGAUUGUCAUGGCGUUGAUUGCAGUGGUGGCUAUUACAUGGCUGUGUUUCCCGCGUAUCAAGAAACGCGACUGA